Messenger RNA from Exophiala spinifera, 2061 nucleotides. RefSeq lists its product as uncharacterized. The coding region runs from base 1 to 2061 and encodes 686 amino acids. NCBI's taxonomy places the organism in Eukaryota, Fungi, Ascomycota, Eurotiomycetes, Chaetothyriales, Herpotrichiellaceae. The transcript has 3 exons. Gene Ontology annotation, molecular function: protein binding. The record is from RefSeq and is a predicted model, not a curated record. Gene Ontology annotation, cellular component: ubiquitin ligase complex; cytoplasm.
AUGAGCGCCAAUGGAUUGCUCCGUAAAGAUCAGCUCGAAAGAAGUCUUCACGACGAGAAGAAGUUGAUCGAAGAGGGAAUCUUGAAGGAAGACAACCCCCUCGACUUCAGCGAGAAUUUUCAAAAGUUAUGCAGCGCCUGCAGACGAGGCGACUUGAAAGUCUGCCAGGAGAUGAUACAAGAGGGCACCAACAUCAACGCCAAAGACCAGUACGAUUAUACGCCUCUUAUAUUGGCCAGUUUAUGCGGACACUACGAAGUAGUGCAGUUAUUGUUAGAAUCCGGCGCCCUCUGUGAGCGAGACACGUUUCAAGGAGAGAGGUGUCUAUACAACGCCCUGAAUGAUCGAAUACGAAAUCUACUGCUUUCCUAUGACUACUCGAAAUCGACUGAUCCCUUACAACCACUGGCAUCACACCUGAUCUCGUUACUCACCAGAGAACAACCCAAGACCUCCGACAUUUCAGUUGUAACUACCCUUGAGUCCUUUCACCUACAUAAAUUCAUCCUUUCAGCACGAUCCCCUUACUUCAGGAGCAAACUCUCAGCCGCGCCAGACACGACAUCGUGGAAACUUCCGUCAACUAUCCCUCCUCAAUCCCUCGGCAUCGCUCUCAAACAUCUAUACCUAGGCGAAAUACCCCGAGAGCUCGGUGGCGGUCCAGGCACAGGUUUCACCGAUUCCGAAGUGCUCGCCGGAGUGGACCGGAUCAGCAAGCACCUCGAGAUUCAAAACCUGUCACAACUCAUUCUGGAUAGUAGCGACAGACGACUGGCCCGGCAAAGACGCCAAGACGAAGUUGAAAAGGGUCGCGACCAGCUUGAACAGUGGUUCCGCGAAAACGUUCUCAAACACGCAAUCGAAACCGACACGUCCCGCGCCGAUAGCAUCAAAUGGGACCGAGACAAUGGUAUCUUUGCGGACGUCCUCCUUCGGGCGGACGAGGACGAACCCGAAGAAGAAGAAGAAGCCACCAACGGUACUGUUGACGACUUGACUCGACCACGUACAACGUCCACCAACGCGCUGGGCAUUCCCUUAGACGGGCCGCCUUCGCGCAACUCGCGUGCUUCUUCGCCGUCUCGGCGGCCCCGCCGUUGCAAAAUCUACCCAUGCCACAAGGCCAUGCUCAUUCGCUCCGAGUUCUUCAUGACAAUGUUCGACUCGCCGUUCCGCGAAGCUCAACACACGCCGCACCUUCAGAUUGUGCCGAUAGACUGCUCACCGCAAGUGCUCGAGAUCAUCCUGACGUUUCUGUACACGGAGCAGACAAACUUUGGCCUCGACAUUGCCGUCGACGUCCUCUUCGCCGCGGACAUGCUGUUCUUGGAAAAAGUCAAGGCCAAAGCAGCGCUCGUCAUCUCGACCCUCGGAAACGGCACGGCCACGGCCAUGGCCCCCGACGGUCCCACACGCGAAGAUGAAGAUAUGGAUAUCUACGAGAUCCUUCGUGCCGCCUGGCUGACACGCGUCCAACGGCUCGAGGAGUUCGCCGCUCGUUACAUUGCGUACAGGCUGGAGGCGUUCAUUGACGACCCGGAGUUUGCGGACCUGGUGAAAGAGUCCGCCGGCCGCAUCAGCGCAAGACAGGAAACGGACUCGAUCGAGCUGUUGGACGAUAUACGGUACUAUCUGUCCGAGCGUUUCAGGUUACGUUUCGAAGACUCCGGCCUGGAAGAUGUCAUGGACGAAGAGGCGGCCAUGGCGGCGGCCGCGGCCAACGCUCUCCCCAACGGCCCUCCCGUGGAAGACGGCUUCGUCGCUGAGACCACUGAAACCGUCGCGGCCGCCGCACAGUCCGCACCACAAGCUCCAAAGGCGCUAGGUGGCAUGUCCCCAAGUCAAUCUCAGCAGAUGCCUGCCGACGAAGGGGUGGACAUGAGUCCGCCAGAGAACGCGAAAGUGGAAGAAGCCACAGCAGAGUCGCUUCUGCAGUCGGGCGCCGUCAGGACCCUGGACGGAGAACUGGCGGGUGACGAGUUCGCUGCUGAUGCGGUCAACUACCAGAUUCUGCUGGGCAAGAUUGACUCGCUGCUUGAGCGGUUGAAGUUGGACGCCUAA